Molecule: messenger RNA, 841 nt
Organism: Hevea brasiliensis (rubber tree)
Lineage: Eukaryota; Viridiplantae; Streptophyta; Magnoliopsida; Malpighiales; Euphorbiaceae
Exons: 1
Coding region: 154-633 (159 amino acids)
Source: RefSeq, a predicted model, not a curated record
AAAACCUCUCCGCCUUCUCUCUCUCUCUCUCUCUCUCUCUCUGUCUCUCUCUCUCUCUGUCUCUCAAGAUUUAUCAACCAAGAUUAAUUCUUUGCUAAUUACAAUCUUGAAUUCUUGAUCGCCUUCCUUUGAAUUUUAAUCUUUUCUUGUGUCAUGGGGGCCAAAGGGCACAGCCAAAGCAAGUUCGUGAAGAUCUUUAUGAUCCCAAUAAAGGUAUUGGGCAAAGCGAGGGAUCUUUACAUCAAGAGUAUGACGGGGUGCGCAGCCAGAGCCACUCCUGGCCACUCCAUGUCGAAGCCAAAUGGUCAAUUGCCCAAGAGUUACAGCAUGGGAUCAUCAAUAUCCAACGACAAUGACGAUUACAUGGAGCUUAUAAGGGCUGCCUCCGUCAGAAGCCUUGGUCACAAGAAUGAAAUCGACAUGUUAUUGCAGCAAAUGAAGCAGGAAUCAAUGUCAUCGAAACAGUUGCCCAAGAGUUGCAGCGUUGGGAUGGGAUUCAUGGGUAGGAUUGAUGAAGAGAAGCCGUCUGAUGAAGAAGGCAGUGGCCAUGCUGCGAAUAAGAAAGCAGCAAAGGCAGAGUUGUAUCCUCGAAGCAGAAGCUAUGCUGUGGCAAAAACUAGCGUUGCCUUUUGAUUGAUUUUGAGAAUUUGGAUUAGGGAGAGGUGAAAUUGAAAAGGCCACAAUCCCUUCUGGGUUUGUUUGGUUUGAUUCUUGAAGAUGUUGAAAGAUGUUUCUGUGCAAAGAUAUUUUAAGAGAAAUGUAGUUGGUAGGAGCACUUGUUUCUUCCCAAAUUUCAAAUCCAACUCCCAAUUCAAAGCAAUAAAGAUUGAACCUUACCUUA